Messenger RNA from Gongylonema pulchrum, 279 nucleotides. Lineage: Eukaryota; Metazoa; Nematoda; Chromadorea; Rhabditida; Gongylonematidae. The record is from the annotation of a GenBank genome assembly.
AUGGCCUCAUCGACGAGUCAAACAUUAGCGGAUCGCUACUUGAUGACCAAGCGUCUCGGUGACGGUACCUUUGGCGAAGUAUUACUGGCGAAAAAGCUCGAUACUGGCGAUAAAGUAGCUGUCAAAAGGUCAGUUAAGGACUCUGGCUCAUUUUUAUUCCGUAGGAUACUCUGUGUGCUACUGUAUUUUUACUUGUCAGUUCAAAAAGCCAAUUUGCUUGAUCGGAAUUUUCAAUAUACUUUGUAUUUGCUACUACGACUUUCGGAAAUUAUUACAUAA